UCUGUCUCGUCUUUUCGCGACUCCGUCUUGUCUAAAAUCUUCCUCAGCGGCCUGCUAAUGUUCUCGAUUGGGUUUUCGACGACAGGGACGAUGUCGUAAAUGGGCCGCUCGCCAAUCUGCAGAAAGGACGCUCCAAAAUGUCAACUAGGUCGCAGCUCACUAAGGAUUUAAACGAAUCUGUCAAGGCACUGCUGGGUAAACAUGUCAAGAUAUUACUGAAAAAUGUUGUGAAGUUAGAGACCAAGCCAGAUAAAUUGGAGAACCGGGUUCUGGUGUUUUCACCAUGUCGCUUGUUCCUCCUUACUGCAAAGGUGCCUACAAGGAUCGAUUGCCAUUUUCAUUAUUUGGAAAUAACGUCGGUGGAGUCAAAGAGAGCGAACCAAUUAUGCUUGACUGUCGGAGAAAGGAUUUACAGUUUUACUACAACAGGAUCGGGUGCAGACACGGUAGAAGUGGAUGCGAUGAUCGAGGCUUUGCAUACUGCAAUUCGGAACAUCUUUCCGACGGUGCCAUUAAACUAUAUAAUCCGAAAAAUAGAAAUAAUACCAGCGAGCAGGUUGCAAAGCAUAAGAGGUAGCGAAUUGGCACGAAGUACAGAGGCAACGAGACAUACCGGACCAUGUGGAGGGUUUUCCACGCAAUACGCAUGCAUGUGCGAUUUGCAUGGCGUGCCGUACCGAGAGGAAGUCGCAUGGGACGUCGACACGAUAUAUUUAUCACAUGACACUCGAGAGCUGAAUUUAAGGGACUUCGAUCAUCUAGAGCAGAAGGACUUGGUUCCGAUAAUAUCGGCCUUAGAGUACAAUACAUGGUUUACCAAAUUAAGAGCGUCACACUUAAAGCUGAGUCACGAGCCUUUAGAAAGAUUGCUUCAUGUAAUGCGGAGAUCCCUCUCCAUUCAGGAAAUCUACUUAGAUAACCUAGGGAUUAAAUGGGAUUUUGCGCACAAAUUGUCCUUGGCACUAAUCUCAAAUGUUAAUACGAUUUUGCACACAAUAGAUCUAUCCUGUAACACCAUUGAAGAUAAAGGAGCCUCUAGCUUGUGUGGGAUAAUAGCAAAGUUAAUGCAAGGCGCGACACAUCUGAGUGGUCCCAUUGGUAAGCUGCCCAAAGGUUUACAAAAGCUCAACUUGGCACACUGUGGAUUAACAGGAAAGGGCGUUGGCCAGAUUGCCCAUGCAUUGAGUCUAAAUAGAAGCAUGCCGACUAGUCUCCAAUAUCUGAACCUCUCAGGGAAUACACUGAAGGAUGAUAUCAAUAAUCUGUGUAACUUCUUGGCGCAACCAAAUAAUCUCACUCACUUAGACCUCAGUAGUACGGACACCACUUUGGAAUGUCUGUUCGGUGCUCUAUUGAGGGGUUGUGCGACCAAUCUAGUCCACUUAAACGUCGCACGCAAUUCCUUCGCUAGCAAGAAGACCAAAGAGAUACCUCCCAGCUUUAAGCAAUUUUUUACAGCAACACUGUCGUUGAAGUAUUUGAACAUUUCGUAUUGCAAGCUACCCUUGGAAGCGCUCAAGCAUCUUCUCCUAGGACUGGCUUGCAACGAAAGCACCGUUGGCCUGGAACUCGAUAUGAGUGGUAACAAUCUGGGUUCGAUGGGUGCACAUGUUCUGGAAUCAUGCAUUCAUGGUGUUCGAUGCAUAGCUUCUUUGGAUAUCUCGGAAAGCAAUAUGGACGUCGAUCUAGCACAGGCCAUAACUGCUGUUGGGAAAAAUAAAUCCAUCAAGCAGCUCUACAUGGGUCGUAACACCGUCGGAAUGAAGAACAAGCACAUCGCUGUGGUGAUGGAUGCUCUGGUGACGAUGAUCCAGGAAGACGACUGUGUCCUGCAAGCUCUGCAUUUACCGGACUCCAGAUUAAAAGGAGACCUGUACAACUUGAUCAAUGCUCUCGGUAGCAACACGUGUCUUCACACCCUGGACAUCAGUGGCAAUCAGAUCGGCGAUCCUGGAGCUCGGCUACUGGCCAAAGCACUGCAGAUAAAUAACCACCUGAAGAGCAUUAUCUACGAUAGGAAUAACAUUACUCUUCAAGGAUAUGGAGACAUCGUUCAUGCCUUGGAAAAGAAUUACAGCGUGAGAUACAUGCCUUUCCCUAUCUACGAUCUUCAACCUUGCAUGAAGACCUCGGCAGAUAAGACGGAACAAAUCGCGAAAAAAAUACAAGAACUUCUUCAACGAAAUGUCACGCCCUGCAAGUACAGCCAUGGCCAGGCGUUUAGACUUCAGCAAGGUUUCCUGCUGAGUUCUACGCAACAGAUGGUGGAUCGGCUAGUCGUUCAAACUCAAGACACCAUCGAGACAUUGGCUGCAGAAAGUUGUGACGCGAAUAACGACAUCAAUUAUGCAACGGGUCUUAUUCAAGACGCCGAUAAUUCGAAGCAGCUAUUACCGAGGUUACAUGAAGUUCUGCAGAGACGAGAUGAAAAUAAUCCUAUCGAGCUGAAGCUACAUAACGUGGCCGAUGAAAUUCACAAAGUAGUCACUGCGUACUUACAGGAUUCUUUGGAAGCAAUGUUGAAGUGUGCACACGAGCAGUGUCCAACAGUGCUUUCGCAGACUGUAAUUAGAGGCGAGGACAGUGAGCCAACAUCUGUUGAAAAUGAUCUUAGGAAUUCCUGUAAAGAGAAAAAUGUGAUUAAUCCUGAAUUCGUUCAGACUACCGUUACAGAACAAGCUGGCGCUGAUAUCAUUAACAGGGUUAAUGAAUUGAACCUAGCUGUGGCAGCUCAUGUUUCCGACAAGGUGACAGAUGAAGUGAUCGAAUCAUUAUCUCGAAGCUAUAAAACAUUGAUCGGAGACUGUGAAAACAGAACUAGAAGUAGCACCCCCGACGUACUGAGGCCUAGUGCUGGUUCCAUGAGUAGUGGAAGUGUCAUUGGAAUUGGCAGUGCAGCUGGUGUAUCGAUGACUCUUAUCGGAGGGAGGGCAAGUCUUGUUUCGGAGGAGGACUGUCCACCGGAUCCAUAUUCUCUGGUCAACACCAUGGUACCGCAUUCCAAUGACCAGUCACCAAUGGCUACUCCGCACUUGUCUAACAAGCGGAAGAGUUUGCACGGGAGGAAGUUGAGGCCAAAGUCAGUGGUAGACUCGGUCGAAGGUCUUUCUGCUGAUGAUAUUCCAGAUUUACUCCCAUCGUUACCAAAAAGCCAGGCGGAAGCGAUAUCAGAGAAUGAACACUCAUUGACGGAGUCAUUGGAUUCAGUCUCGGAGUUACCUCACACUGUUGGCCAACAGUUGCAGCAUCUGGUGAAGUCGAGGCCCCGGAGGGCGAAAACCAGGGCACCUACUAGACCGAUGUUGAAGCCUGAUCAACUUGUCGAUGGACUGGCGCUUGGAGAAGGUCUCGAUGUGUUCUUCAGACCUACCACACCGACCACCCCACUGGUAUCUCCAACUAGUGACGAUAGUUCUUUGCACACAUUCCCAACGGAUGGCAGUCCUAACCUCUCAUUGGCAAGUCACAAAAGUAUACCGCCAGAAUUUGACAAGAAGCAUGGUUGUAACUCUCCGAUGUUAAAAACACUUCUGGAACCGACACCUCGUUCGAGAUCGAGUGAUAAUUUGGAAAAGUUUUCUCCCCUGGUGGGUCGAAGGUCACAGGGUGAUUCACCAUUGACUGCAUCUCCACUGGCUCGCAGGAACACUACGGAGAGUAGCCAGAAUUAUGAAAGAAAUGGUCCAAAGACUGACUUUGCUAGAGAUGCUAGUGGCAACGGUACAAAGGAUGGUAUAGAUGUUUCCAAGCGUAGUACUUUACCCAUCGCUGGAUCUGGAUCGAUGACUCGAGGCUCAAGAGACUCCUCCGUAGAAGAAAAUAAUAGAACUUCACAAUGCACCAGCGGUCCUGGGUUAAAGGAGGACACCAGGACUCCGGUUGCGGGUAGGGAGGCGGAGAAUAAGAAGAAUUUGAAGAAGACCUCGGAGACUGAUAAAUCUGGUCAAUUGAUUCCAUCGGUGAAACUCAGGUCUACUGGGUUUGAUCUGAGGAGUCCAACCAACGGUGGUGGUACCAAAGGUAACGGUUCGGAUACGGCCAAGUCCCCAAUUCUGAAACCUGCCAUGAGGACUGAUAACUCUUCGAGUGAUCUAGGAAAAAACAAUGGUGGAAAUUCGAAGACCAAACCUGCCCCUCCGGCGACUGCACCUAAGCCUAGGCCCUGGAGCAUGGCUGCGGACAGAAAGUCUGGUGAGUUUAAUCUUCUCAGCGAUGGAUCCAGUCCUAACACCUCAGCAGGGAACACCCCAGACUCCGGAGAUGCUCUUGAUGAAUCGACAGAUAGUGGAGUCAGUGGGCCAGCUUCGCUGCCCCCAACCCUGUCGACAAGUAGUACGGCAAGUUCGUUGAGCAAUACCAGCGUUGAGAAAAGAUCAGUUAGAGAACUUGCUGCUAGUCUGAACAAAGGGAAGGCGGAAAGGAAAGAAAAUGAACUCACCGCACCUGCUGCAUGGAGAUCGGUACUUCACCGCUCUGUCGACCGAACGACCUUCAAGGCAACGGAAGCGCCGAAAACGGUUGAGGAUUCCGGACCAAAUGUUAAACUUCGACGAACUUCGUUCCUACGUGAUUCAAACUUCAAUUAUGACAACGAUGUGGUCGACGUUUAGCAAGAGGGCAGAAUACCGAUCUCGAAGGAAGGAAGUAAACGAGUCAAGGUAUAAGGAUCCGAUCUUUCUACCAGUCUUUAAGUGUAAAGUCUUAUUUCAUUCGAGGAUGGCACGGAGAGGAAGGUAUACAUUCCAAUUUUACAUUUGAGUGCCAUAAGCGAAUUAGUUUAAAGAAAUGUAUAGAACCGUUCGAUGCACCGGUAGAGCAUCGAGGGGUUCCUAAGAGGUACUAAAGUGCUCGGUCUGUCGGUUUCGAUCGACCGGUCAGCCUUCGAUAGUCACUACCUUCGACUUCUGAGAAGAUCAACGGCUCGAAUAGUCACUUUAAAUCUAAAAACUUAAUAACGUCGUGCCCUGAUCCAAGGUCUACGCUUUUGAACCUCGUCGACUCGGGUGUACGUAUGGAUGUAUGCACGUGGGCACGAAUGCGAGCGAGUGAAUCGUUAUUGCGCACUUGGAGGCACGAGUACUUCCGUUAGGAUUACUACUCGGCUGGGAUUUUAUUUUAAGGGUCGUGGAGAGCCUCUCAUUAAGAGGCCCUCCUGAACGACUCGCGGUUUGUUUUAAUAUUCGGAUGUUUAUACAUCGUGCGCCUGUAAAUUGUUUAGCCGGGGGAGAGACUGUUUAGUGGUAGCGUUACGAAGGGCAGCAGAAAUGUAUUGAUGAUGGGGCGGUGAGUACGGUGGAGCACAGAUGAGAAACGCAAUACGAGUUUGUUCGACACCGAUUUUUGGGUCUCUCUUCUACGAGCUCAUAAUUUACGUAGGAGUCGGUUACUGAUUGUACUUAGGAGUUCGGCAGAGGGGACAAUUAGGCAUGAUCAUUACCGACCGUUUACAACGAUGCUCCACUGUGUACCUCUGCCUUUAUCCACGCGUCGAUAGACUGCUACCGAUCUCGAUGUAACAAAGUGCCUGUUGCGUAAUGAUUACGAGAACGACUUAGGUUUUCAUCGUUGUUGACUCGUUUGGACUAACGUUGGCACUCUUUUCGCAAGCGGGACAAUCUGUCGAGAGUGAGAGCAAAUCUGAGUUCUUCCCGAGUGGUGGAUUAAUUAUAAAUUAAAGAUUCUCAUCGGCGCCUUAUUUGCAAGGAAUUUCUCAUCGGAAGUUGCCGUCGAGCUUUUGAUAUCUCUAAUUUUUAUACGUUUUCGAGGUGCCGAGUACAGAUCUCUUUUCAGUUUGUACGGUCGUGCGUACUUCUCCUAAUUAAUGGCAGGCCUGUGACUUUUAAAAACGGUUAAUUUAGGCGUUCUGAAGCCUUUUCUUGGGGUGGUGUACGAAGGUGCUUUUUUCCCUUUCUUGUCGACAGAUUAUUAGGAACCGUGAGCGGAUCUCUUGCGUAUGUAGGAAUGAUAAACGCGGAAAACCGCGUAGCACCCAACGAUAGCUUUAAUGCAGAGAGUCGGAGAUUCUUCGAGGUCUCUUUAAAUAUUUAAAAAGCAAUCCUGUCCUUCGUGCAAUUUACCCUCGAUUGGUCUUCUGCCAGCAGCGUAUGUACAUACAUAUGUAUAAAAAGUUAAUGUACUAGGUGAACUAAUCGGACACGUAGAAGGCUGGGUUUGCGCAGCUGGAUUAACUUCUUCCGAGGUCUUAAUUUAGCUCUUAUUAAGGAUGCAGAAGAAUUGUGAUAUUCUGCCUUCGAUGAGUGUGCAGAAUGUGCUGUUAACGAUUUCUUUCGUUUUAUACACUGUAGGAAUGUUAAUCAAAUUUUCUUAAAGCUAAGCGAAGAUGUUGAGCCUGCGCAAACCCACUGAAACUAGUGUUCGGUGCAGUUUAGCGUAAGCUUUACUUCAAGUAGUGCCCAUACCGAAUGAAUUCAACGGUGCUACUUGACAAGUCACUAAUGGGCUCCGCUUCUGAAAAGCUGCUUCCGAUUCGCAGGCUCUCAUUAACUGUAAAUAAUAGGCAGCUUCGAUAUAUUUAUAAAACUCGUUUACAACAUUCUGAUAAGUACUCAAGAGACUUUGGCCUAAGGUUCUUAAGAGCGCUUUCGAGAUCGAGGGAGCAUUUCCGAAGUGUCCUGAUAAUCGUGUUUCGAGGCUUUCAAUGGCACCGUUCCAAUGUAAUCGCUGUGUUCUUUUGAUUAGGUUCACACGAUUGUGUCUUUGUAUAUAUACAUAGAAGUGGUAUUGCAUGUUAAACAAUGGAAAGUAUAGAUUUCGUAGUGAAAGCGAGUAUACAUAUAAUUAAUGGUUUUAUAUCGAGUAUAUUGAGUGCGUGUGUAAGCCCUAGGACAUUUACUACUAAACAGAGCGUUGUCUAUAAUAGCCUAAAUUAAUUAUUCUCGAUCGCUCCUUAUUGUCCUAAUACCUCGCUAAAAUGCAGUCUAAUUACUUCUCCUUUUUAUGCUGUUUACUGCUCUGAUAGUAAGUGCCCUAAGGUGCAAGCCCUAAUUCAUAUUGAAGUGUAUGUCCCGCAAUGCUACGCAAAUUUCUUUCGUCGCUCUUAUAAAGAAUCAAACAUCGAAGAACUUGACGAGUCAUCGGUUAGAUUAUUUUUAAUUUCUCCCAGGGUAUGAGCACUGCUCAGGGUUGUUCUUACGAGCACUUUUCAUAAAUCCAAGUACUUUAAUAAUCAUCUGAAUAAUCUAACGCACUAAGUUCUUAUUUAUUUAUUUCUUUUAUUUGUUAGAAUGCAAUACGCUUAUGCUUUGCUUAUUUAUUUGUACAUAAUGUUAUAUAUAAGAAUUCCACUCCGAUAUAUGGGUGAGGCAUCUGAAUGUCAUGAAUGGUGUCGUUCUGCAGGAACAUCCGAAACGCUUCCUGUAAAAUAAUAAUUAGAGGUUAUGUAUGAUUUUAUUGAAUAUCGUAAUACUCUCCUCAAUGGUGAUCCGAUAUUUUCGUAUGCAACAUUAACACCUCUUGUGCUACAGUGUUUUUGUUUAUUUGUUACAGCGCAUAAUUAUAUCUUGUUUCGUUGUAUGUAAAAGAGAUAUUUUAAGUACGUUUCGAUUAUAUAUUUUUAUUUAUGUCUUAUUUUACUUUCUCGUGUACUUGACCAGAUCGAUACUUACCGUAGCAUAAGUAUCUGUACAGGAACAUUAAGGAUCCAUUAAUCUGACUGCUUUUUCGAUCGCCUUUUAUUCAUUGUACAUAACUGUUUUUGUCACCUACGUAUUAUUACGUUUUUCAGCUUAUUCAAAAACUGCAUAUGUAUGCUUUAGUUAAGUGUAACGACUUGCUGCCCCGAUAAGAUUCAAUAUAAAUAAUUUGCGUAAAGUUCUUCGAAUGUUGUGUACUGAAUGUUUUGGUCUGAAAAUCCGAGUGAUUUUGUUUGCACGAAAAAAUUCUGUCAACUGGUCGAUCGAAUUUUGAGGGCUGCAAAGAAAUCGCUCCGAUCUUCUGGCCUAGCUAAAACGCGACAAUAUGCCACACUGUUGAACGAAAGAAAAUUUGGGUAGAUUAAUGGACGAGUUAAGCUAACGCUGUAUAUGUAUGAAACUUCCAUGUAAUAUCAACCGAAUCAGUAUGAUAAAGGGUAGUUAAUUAAGAAUAGAGACGGUAACUUGAGAACGGGAAGAAUCGCGAGGCCUCUGCAUCGAUGACAAAAUUAAUUGCUGAAACGCAUUUCCGCAAAAGUGUUGCAUACCGUAUUCGAUUAAGUCAUUUAGAGUAUUGCACGAGAGCGAAUCCAUGUAUAGAAAAUUUUCGCUGGCAUGCCCGUCUGUUACAGAAGUCUUAUUUUCGGAGAAAUUUGACACCCACUGUCAAUAGUCCAUUGAUUAUCCGAUAGUCACAUUACCGUUAGGGUUACUACAGCAUCUUCGAUAUUUUUAGAAAAUACUUUACAUAAAAAAUUUCUCACUGCACUAAAUCAACAACGAAUCAUGAGUUAUGGAUUUCUCUAAAAAAAAAAUAUCGAAACGUGGAUGGCUGGACAACUAUAUAAGAAUAAUAUUAUAAAUAGCGUAGACGAUGAAGAUGUCAAUUGCUUUGGUAAUGAUUUUUCUCGUUGUACAAGCCUCGUGAUUUGUUAUUUCAUGCAUUAUUACAGGACAGUUGGCUACGUAUAAUAUCUGGGAGUGCAAGAUUUUUCACACUCUACCUUCUUUUCUGCUCUUUCUGCAAAAUAGAAAGAUUAGGAUGACGAAACGUUUGGUACUCUCGAUACCACGUUUGGACGACUACGAUGCAAAGUAAUAACCUAUAAAGACCUGACAAUGAUAUUUAUUCUCAUGCGAUGAGAAUGUUUUGCGUAUGCGAAUUUUUCUUUAUGUACAUGCGUACACGUCUGCCAUUGUAAUUACAUUACAGGUGAUCUUCUCUCACGUGGCGAUAUAAGAAGCGAGCUAAUUAUGCAAUUGGAGAAUUAUUUUGCAAAACAUUCUCUACGCCUGGGUCAAAUUUUAGGAACUUACCAGAAU
Messenger RNA from Orussus abietinus, 8975 nucleotides. RefSeq names its product F-actin-uncapping protein LRRC16A (gene LRR). The transcript is spliced from 23 exons. NCBI's taxonomy places the organism in Eukaryota, Metazoa, Arthropoda, Insecta, Hymenoptera, Orussidae. Bases 138 to 4610 code for a protein of 1490 amino acids. The record is from RefSeq and is a predicted model, not a curated record. Gene Ontology annotation, biological process: regulation of Arp2/3 complex-mediated actin nucleation; cell migration. Gene Ontology annotation, cellular component: lamellipodium; plasma membrane. Gene Ontology annotation, molecular function: protein binding.